Molecule: messenger RNA, 2245 nt
Organism: Musa acuminata subsp. malaccensis (wild Malaysian banana)
Lineage: Eukaryota; Viridiplantae; Streptophyta; Magnoliopsida; Zingiberales; Musaceae
Product: E3 ubiquitin-protein ligase GW2
Cellular component (GO): cytoplasm
Source: RefSeq, a predicted model, not a curated record
UCCCCGUUCACAAUCAUUCCCUGAAUCCUUUCUCGUUCUUCCAAGGGGAUCGUACGACCCGAACGCCUCGGUCCGGCCCCUUUUUGUUUUUUGCCUUCCCCCUCCUUCCACCUGUCUUUUUGCCUCGGUUCUCCUCUCUCGUCCCCUGUCCUCUUCGCUCGCCUCUCCUCGUGGUGGUGCUCUCUCCCGCUCUCACUCUCCGGUUCUCCCUGGCUCCAAAGGCUUUGGGGAUUCGUGAUGGACAUUGGAAUCUCGGAAGUGGGAUGGAGGCUCGCUGGAGUUUCCCUCUGCGAUCCUGAGUGAAGAGCUAGGGUUUGGGAGAUUGGAUUGUUGUGAUUUGGCAUAUCUGGGAGGAAGAUGCAUUCUUGGAGUGGAAUUAGAAUUUAUUGAUACUGUUCCUUCAUAGGAUUCCGUACGGUUGAUAGAUUUGAGGAAUAAGCGAAAGGGAAAAAGGGAUUACUUCUGGGGAGCUCUCUUUAACUUUUUGUUGGUAUCUCUUCUGUCGGUGGGGGAUUUGAUGGGGAAUAACAUAAGGAGGAGGAGGCAGAUGGUGGAUGAGAAGUACACGAGGCCGCAGGGGAUGUAUCGACAUAGGGAGAUCGAUUAUAAGAAGCUGAGGAAGCUCAUUCUUGAGUCCAAGUUGGCGCCUUGCUACCCAGGCCUCGAGGAGUAUGCUUACGAUCUCGAAGAGUGUCCCAUCUGCUUUCUGUAUUACCCAAGUCUUAACCGCUCAAGGUGUUGCAUGAAGGGCAUAUGCACAGAUUUCUGGAUUGUCUGUAUCCAUGUCUUUUUCGUUCCAUCUCUCGAGCUGGAUUCUUCUGCAGAGUGCUUUCUUCAGAUGAAACCACCACAUUCAACUCGCCCAUCACAAUGCCCCUUCUGUAAAACUUCAAAUUAUGCGGUGGAAUACCAUGGUGCAAAGACGAAAGAGGAAAAGGGCAUGGAGCAAGUCGAAGAGCAGAAGGUUAUAGAAGCACAGAUAAGGAUUCGACAGCAAGAGUUGCAAGAUGAAGCAGAAAGGAUGAAGAAGAGACAAAACUUAAGUUCAUCAAGCAGAACAAUGACUCCAACAGAUGUGGGACACCAUGAUAUAAGUAAUACUUCAACUUCAGUGCCAUCUAUGAAAUGCUCAAUACAAUCGAGUGAUCUUGGUUCACGUCAAGCCUCAUGCUCUGCACCGGCUAGCACACGCCCUUCACAGUUAAGGCAGAAUAGGGAUAAUAACUUGGACCUGGAUCUUGAGGAUGUAAUGGUCAUGGAAGCAAUUUGGCUCUCAAUUCAGGAGCAGGGAUCUCAAGGGAAUCCAAGUUGUGUUGGCAGCUAUUUGCCUAGACCAUCCACCUCAGGAGAAUGGCACAGUUCCCAUGGAACAGCUCCUAUGAGACCAUCGUCGUCUGGUGGGUUGGCUUGUGCUGCUGCAGCCUUGGCCGAACGUCAGCAUAUGCAUGGCAAUUCUGCUGUUCAUAUGGCUAUCGAUAAUGCUGCAGCUUGUGAUAUGCUCCAGCGGUCGGGCAGCUCAUCUCCUGGAAUUACAAGGUUUGUACACGAUAAUCCUUCAGGGCGCUGGACCGAGAUAUCACCCGACAAUGGGAGGGAAGUACAUGGCCAGGAGUUUGGUGAGUGUUUGGCCGACCACCAGUCAGAGGUGGCUGAAGCAGGAACCAGCUAUAACGUCGAAACAGGGGCUAUGACAGGUCCACUCUCAGAAGGUGUAAGCAUCCCUCCAGGACAUUUUGUUCCGGAAAGCUUUGAAGAGCAAAUGAUGCUGGCCAUGGCUGUUUCACUAGCAGAGGCUCGAGCGAGAAUGAGCAACCAUGGAGUCAGCUUGCUAUAGUUGUUAGCUAGCGGUCGGCAGUCAUGACCAGCAUCCUGCUUCAUAUGCUUUGGCAUUUGUUUUGGGCCCUUCUGCAUUUGUUUUUCUUUAUAUUGGCUGUUGUUUUGUCCCUUCAUUGCUGGUUGUUUUCUUAUAUACAUGUGCUAAGACAAGGGAAAAAAGAAAGAAAGCAAGAUGUGGUGGUAAACCUUUAGUGGACUGCAGUCCAGUGUUCAUUCAGGUCCAAUUGGAUGAAGGGCUGUGCCAUUUAUUUGUCUCUCGUUACAUGAAGUUGAGCUUCGAUGAAGCAAUGUGCAGCGGGCCAUCUCCAACAGCUGGGAGAGGGCUCUUUGUACAUGGUAAUAAUAAUUUGGAGGAUGAAGGUGGAAGUUUGUGUUGUACAUAGGAACAUGAAUUCAACAUUUAUUUGUA